AUUCGUGGUUGCUCGCCGAAACGAUCGUCGAAGGUCGGUGACGUUCGUGUGACUCCGACGAUACGACGCCGGCGCUAUGUAACCUGCUUGACGUAGCAAGAUGGCGGCGGCGUGUCGGAGGCGUCUCCGUCCGCACAGUGCUCGACGUCGAGCAGUCCGCGUACGUUCGUAACAACGUUUCACCGCAUUAAUGUGGUAGUGCACCCGGAGCAUCGCACACGUCCGUGGUAACGGUUCAAUCUCGUGUUUCAUAUCGUAAUAUCAUCAAUAAUUAGAGAAACAACGUGCGACGACGAGACGUCGCGAACAGUGCUAGCACGACGAAAACAUAGAGAGAGCAGUGUGAACUCAAUUGGUCCCGUUCGCAAUAAUUCUUGUUAAUUUUGCUCGUGGUGCGUGCUAUUCAUCCCCUCCAUAUCCUUUACAUUUCCUCUUCCCUUUUUCCCUCCGUUUCUCCCUCUCUCUCUCUUUUCUCUUUUCCUCUUGUUUUACGUCCCUCUUGUUUCUUCUCACCUUCUGUUCACCGAUUCCUUGCGAAAUUCUACUUUCAUACGCAUAUACAUACAUACAUACAUACAUAUAUAUAUAUAUACACACGAGCGUAUAUCUGGUUUCUUUGGUUUCCGAUCCGUGUUCCCUCUAUCCGUCCCGUUUUCCUCUGUGAUCGUUGUGAAAUGCCCGUGGUAACCGGUCGUGCCUCUCGACGACAAGGAGGACGUGACGCUUGUCGUUGGUCUACGGUUCCUUGACGAGCACGGUAUACGUGCAAACCGGCGCAUGCACUGCAGCCCUUGCUACUAUGAUAAUAACGAGAAAGGUGGCACGGUGGGCGCUCCUCCUGAAGCGAGAGGCGCUCGGCCGAACCUACGGUGCACAAAAGCGGUUCGAGCAAGCACCCCGCGGUGCCACGGCGAUGCUGCCUCAUUCCGGCCGGGUGGUAGAUGACAACAUCGACACCGACACCGACACCGACACCGACACCGUGGCCACCGACCUGCACAGGACCAGCAGCUGCGUCGCGUUGGCGCUGCCGUUGCCGUUCCCGUACUACGAAUACUACUACUAUCCUCGUGCUGUGAUCGCCGCCUCCUUGUUAAACUCAGAUCGCCGCACGCUCACCGACAAACACGAGGACAACUACUUGCUAUCGUUACUCGCAAGAAUCGACGAACCGCCAGUACCAAAGUGCUUCGACUUAUUGUUAGUAGCAUCGACCAAAAUCCAGUCAAAGGAGCUGAACGAGCAACAGGACGAACAGGAGGAAUACGGUGAACAGGAAACGGGAAACGUGGCCAGUCCGACAAACGACGAGGAAGUAAGAGUGCUCGCGAACGUGAACAGUAACCGCCUUAACCGCCAGAACGGGCGAGCACGAUUUUCCGCGUGACCAACAG
Molecule: messenger RNA, 1394 nt
Organism: Bombus pyrosoma
Lineage: Eukaryota; Metazoa; Arthropoda; Insecta; Hymenoptera; Apidae
Exons: 1
Coding region: 800-1387 (195 amino acids)
Source: RefSeq, a predicted model, not a curated record